AUGGUAGCCAUCGCAUUUGACCGCUAUUUCUGCAUUUGCCAUUCUUUGAAAAACAUCAUGAAUCGGCGACGAGCUAAGGUGAUAAUAAUUAUUCUAGUUUUCUUUGCCGCCGGCCUGGGUACAAUUACGUGCCUCACUCAUGGUGUCUACAGGCUGAAAUUAUCCAACGAGACGGUUCUUACGAAUUUAAGUCGACCUACCAGAGUCGGUAAUGACAGCAGACUAUCUGACCUAACGAGCCGUAUCUCUGUCGACUGCCAAGCCGAUAACCUGACCGACACCAUGUUCUCGGCACCUUGUAAAGAAUUCUCUGAAUACUACAACACUGCAGUAACACUGAAAAAAGACGGGCUACAGGAUAUAUCAGAUGCGAUACAAAGACAAAGGCAGUAUGAUGAUCAAAUUUUAUCUACAGAUGACCUACAAUUAUAUAUGAACUUUUCACAAUUUGUCGAGCGGACAGUUACCUCUUAUAGCAUCGAAUACAUUGGCAAGUGUAACCCGAGUGAAGUGUUAUUAAGUCGCCGAUUCCGUUAUAUCUACCAGAAAAUAUAUGCGUUCCUCUUUCUCGUCGACUUCUGCGUCGUCUUCGUCCUCUACGUACUCAUUUACCGCUUUCUCGUCACACGGCGUAUAAAACGUCAACGGUCACGAUCCCUGCGCAGUAUCUCGACCGCUCAUCCGGCCAGCACCGACAACUCGACGCUCGAGACGCGUUUCCUCACCGAAAUGCCGUGUCCCUCUCCAUCGCCGGUCGUAGUGGCCGCAGCUGCCGCAGUUGCUGCAGCUUCGUCCUCUUCUGGCAGCAUGAGACGCGCAGCAAUGCGCCAUAAAGUGCCCCCGAAGGAGCGACUUUUAAUGGCUAAUAUACGCACAGCAGCAAUGCUUUUUGUUGUAACCGUUGUCUUUAUCGUCGUCUUUCUGCCGGCUUGGCUCACUGCCAUGGGAUUUUUACCAACAAACAAAAUUGUUUUUUAUUCAUAUUUCCUUUACAACGUGGUUAACCCUUUCAUAUAUGCUUUUAUGAAUCCAAUGUUCAAGAAAGAACUCCAAAAAAUGCUCUCGCUUCGCAAGCGCGUCAUCAGACCCCGGUGUUUUUGGGACAGUGAUGUACAAGCUUCAUAUUAA
Acanthosepion pharaonis is the source of this 1128-nucleotide messenger RNA. Lineage: Eukaryota; Metazoa; Mollusca; Cephalopoda; Sepiida; Sepiidae. The record is from the annotation of a GenBank genome assembly.